GGCGGAGUCAAAGUUGCGGGCUUCGGCGGCCGCGCGGACAUCCUCUGGCAGCGAUGGGGACUCAGCGGGGGCCCGGCCUUGUGCUGCUGCUGCUGCUGCUGCUCCAGGGUGAAAGGGGGCUCGGCGAGGAUCGGGCAGUGACUCGUUGCCAGCCAGGUUUCAGCUCGGAGGCCUACAGGUUCCGGGUGCCCAGGCGGGACUUGGAGAGGGGCCGGAUCUUGGGCAAAGUGGACUUUGAGGACUGUGCAGGGAGGAGCCCAGGAGCCUAUCGCUCAGAGGACACGCGCUUCAAGUUGCGCUCUGAUGGCGUGGUUGUGGUGAAACGGCCCCUGCAUCUCCACGAGCGGGAGCUGAGCUUCCUUGUCCACACAUGGGACCUGGCAGGCAGGAAACACUCGGCCAGAGUGAUGCUGCAGCUCCAGCCCCACGGCCAUCACCAACUUCAUUCUCGUGGGGAGACCGGUCCGUCUGCUCCAGCGGAGGUGCUGAUUUUCCGAGGAUCCGGGCCUGGCCUGAGGCGGCAAAAGAGGGACUGGGUCAUCCCUCCAAUUUUAAUCUCUGAGCAUGAGAGGGGUCCUUUCCCCAAGAACUUGGUGCAGAUCAAGUCCAGCAAAGCAAAAGACACCACCGUCUUCUAUAGCAUCACUGGGCGGGGGGCUGACAGCCCUCCGAUCGGCACCUUCAUCAUUGAGAGGGAGACUGGCUGGCUGAAGGUGACCCACCCGCUGGACAGGGAGCAUAUUGACAGCUACCCGCUGUCAUGCCAUGCGGUGUUAGCCAAUGGCCAAACAGCAGAGGAGCCCAUGGAGGUCACUAUCAAAGUCGGUGACCAGAAUGACAACCGUCCAAAGUUCACCCAGGAUGUCUUCCAAGGGUCUGUGGAAGAGGGAGCCAAACCAGGAACUUCUGUGAUGAAGGUGUCAGCCACGGAUGAAGAUGAUGCAGUGGAUUCCUAUAACGGGGUCGUCACUUACUCCAUCCUCAGCCAGGAGCCACCUGAGCCGCAGAAACAGAUGUUUACCAUCAAUAAUGAAACCGGCCUGAUCAGCGUAGUCGUGGCAGGUCUAGACCGAGAGAGGUUCCCCGAGUACACACUGAUUCUGCAAGCGACUGACAUGCUGGGAGAAGGCUUAAGUAGCACUGGGACAGCUGUGAUUACCAUCACCGACAUGAAUGAUAACCAGCCAGUCUUCAACCCACUCAGGUACAAUGUAAGUGUGCCAGAGAAUGUGGUGGGGGCCCCGGUUGCCACCCUGAAAGUCAAAGAUGCCGAUGAAAAGAACAGCUCAGCUUGGAGAGCAAAGUACAACAUUGUGAAAGGGAAUGAGGAAGAGAACUUUGCGGUCACUACCGACCCUGCCACCAACUAUGGUCUCUUGACCACAGCAAAGGAGCUGGAUUAUGAGACCAAAAACCAGUAUAUUCUUGAAGUGGCUGUAGUGAACAAUGUGGACUUCUCAGUUCCGCUCCCGACAUCCACAGCCACCGUUACCAUCAAUGUGAGCGAUAAAAAUGAAGCGCCGGUCUUUGUUCCUCCUGAAAUGAAGGUGUCAAAGCUGGAAGAUCUCCCUCCUGGGCACCCGAUAGCUCAGUACACAGCCCAGGACCCCGACAAGUUCCUGCAGCAAACCCUCAGGUACUCGGUGCGGAGCGACCCGGCGGGGUGGCUGGAAAUCAACCCUGAAACUGGCCUGAUUAAGUCAAAAGCCAGCCUAGACCGAGAGUCGGAUUUUGUGAAAAAUAGUAUCUACAAAGCCCUCAUCGUGGCAAGCGACAAUGCGAAGGAACCGGCCACUGGCACAGGAACCCUCCUUUUGCAUCUGGAGGACGUGAAUGACAACUGGCCAGAACCUGAGCCCCGGACGUUCGACAUCUGCAACCGCAACCCGGAGCCCCAAGUGUUAAGCAUUGUGGACAAGGACAUCCCACCCAACGCCGGCCCCUUCUCUGCAAAGCUGGAGUUUGGCUCUGGUGCCAAUUGGACAGUCCAGACCAACCAAGACAGUCUGACCCUUCUCCUGGUCAAGGAGCUGGAGCCUGGAGACUACAACAUUGCCCUCAAGCUGACUGACGGUCAGGGCCUGUCUCACGUCACCACAGUCAAAGCCGCUGUCUGCAACUGUGACGGAUCGGCCAAAAACUGCGACCGAAAGGCGUAUCUGCCAAAGACGAUGCAGACCUCUGCUAUUCUGGGCAUCCUUGGGGGCAUCCUUGCCUUUCUGAUCCUGAUCCUGCUGCUGCUGCUGUUUGUGAGGAGGAGGAGGCAGGUGAAGGAGCCGCUGCUCCCUCCCGAGGACGACAUGCGGGACAACGUCUACUACUACGAUGAAGAAGGCGGAGGGGAGGAGGACCAGGAUUAUGAUCUGAGCCAGUUGCAUCGAGGCCUGGAUGCCCGCCCUGAAAUCACCCGUAAUGACGUUCCAACUCUCAUGCCAGCCCCGCAGUACCGUCCGCGUCCCGCCAAUCCCGAUGAGAUAGGCAAUUUCAUUGAUGAGAACCUGAAGGCAGCAGACGCGGACCCCACCGCCCCCCCGUACGAUUCCCUGCUGGUGUUUGAUUACGAGGGCCACGGCUCUGAAGCCUCCUCCCUCAGCUCUCUCAAUUCCUCCAACGGAGACCAGGACCAGGACUAUGACUACCUGAAUGACUGGGGCAAUCGUUUCAAGAAGCUGGCUGACAUGUACGGAGGGGGCGAAGAAGACGACUAGGUGUGAUUUGAAUGGUGGGGUAGAGGGUGGGGGGCAGUGGCUGGCGGGGAGAGAAGAGGCCAGCUCUUCCCACGAGCCAGCGCUUGGUGACUCUGGCCAACGUUUCCGUAAUUUACCCUGAAGUCCCCCUCGAGGUAGACUCUGACCAUCUCACCUCCGUGGGGUAACAACAAUCGCCGUGGGACUGCUGCGCCCUUCCUGAAGCUCCCAGACAGGGCGCCUCCAUGCUUGUUUUGGGCACCACCGAGGGGGAAAAGGCUUCUCCAGGGAAGAGAAAAGUGCCUGAAUUCUGCAAAGGACAGAAAGACCCUCUGGUGUUUGGUCUUGUGUUCAAGAGUUUCACCUGAACCUGCCUGGCUCCAUCUUCUUGUUCAUCUUCCCUCCCGUUUGCCUAAGUAGAACACCGGGCUUCUUGUUGCAAAACUGUAAUGUGUCUUGGAGAAUGUGAGAACUAUGCAAGGGACACACUUUUGGGAGGGAGAGGAUAGAACUCAGCUGAUUCUGUGGUCACGUGAUCACAGGAUGCAGGUUCCUACUAGCUGCCUGAGAGCACCCGCAACGUUGAGGGGUGACCGGUUCCGCCCGCACAGAUUCGAAUCCCACAGCCUGCCUACGGUGGCCAAUUCUCUGAGCUAUCUCCAGAAAGAGCUGUGUUUCCAAAGCCCUAACCAAAAAUGUUUCUGGGGAUUCUGGGUGGCGGCUCUGCACACAUGUGAUAUCUGGUUUGGGAGAGGAAUUCCUAGCUGUUGGCUUUUACUGUCCAAAGGCACUCUUGUGGAAGUGACGGGGAGUCAUCUCUCAGAAGAGAUGGCGGGAUUUCUGAUGGGCACAGGGAGGCAGAGCUCUGACAUAACAUUUUCCUCUUCUUAAAAAGAAGCAGAUCAGAAUAUACCAGACAGAUUCCCUGGAUGACUCAGUACACUUUGCAGAAGGAAUUUUCCCCUCCGUUGGAGGUCUGCCUGGCUUUUAAAGUAGAGGGGCAUCUCAAUUUAAAUUUAGUCUUUUGGGGGGGGUCAGGUGGGGAAGGCGUGACCCUCAGUGUAUGCUGAGCUGCAGGGCUCAACAUCCUUUGCUACAGGCCCUCCCUGGGCCAGGUGGGAGCUGCAGUCUAGCACACCUGGAUAGUUUGCCACUGCUUAGAAUGUACUCAAGAUUGAACACUGUUGAACUCGCUGGGAGCCAGUUCCAUAGAACUGUGAAAAGAGUUGGAGUCCUGAACACCAGUAAGGCCCAGAGGUUUUUUGCAGCAUCACCUCCUUCCUGGGUGGCAAAAAAAUCAGGAGGAGUCAUAGAAGAUGAUGUCUUUGAAUAAAACGCGUUGGCCGGACAGGGUGCUACCAGGCUGCUCCUGAUUUUUUUGCCACUAACAUGGCUCUCCUCCUACAAAGCCCCUCCUGGGUAAAUCUUUUCAGGGUCCCUAAACCAACUUGCCCACAAAUGCUUUUGCUUUCAGACGAUGUCCCUGCUGGUCCUCUGCCCCUCAGGUGCCCGGAAUCCAGUCUGGGUUGGGGUGAGGCAUCUGCAAAGCCAUCUGGGGUGAACCCUCUUAUUGUGGCUUGUAAGUCAUGGUUUGUGGCUCAGAUGAUGUAUGUCCACAGCCAUUAGGGUUUAAUUAGCAAACCUGGUUUUAGCACAAGGUGUUACUCCCCAGUGCCUUCUCAUAAAACACCUGAACAGGUGGGCGCAGUUGCCUUCCCUGGAUGGCCUCUCAACUAUGUUGGCCACCCCCUCCUGGGCUCUUUUGGGCUUUCGGCUGCCCUUUGUACCAGAUUCCCCAGAGGGGAGGCUCAGCAAUCGCCCAGAGCCUUGCCCAGGCUCUUCUGCCUUGGGCCUGUUACCUGGCGACCAGGCCAGACGCAUUCCUGCAUGGGGACCUUACAAAAUACAGCUGCAUUUGUCUGCCAAGUAAUCCAUUUUAAUUAGAAGUGGUUCUUCUGCCAAGGUACCAGCUGUUUCCUGUGAUGUGUUUCUCACUCUCUAACCUUGAUGGUAUAAUUACUGCCCAAUUGAUGGGCACCUUUUGAAAAGUGGUUUUCUAAUUUUAGAUCUUUAUGUUUAGUUAUUCUUUUUGGAUAUAUUGUGGAAGAGUUCAAAGACACACAUUGUUAAAAUUAUUUUAUUGCACAGAUGCUUUUAAAAAUAAAAUAAACUUUUAAAAAGUUUUUUCUUGAA
Messenger RNA from Candoia aspera, 4880 nucleotides. Its product is annotated as B-cadherin-like. Gene Ontology annotation, biological process: cell-cell junction assembly; synapse assembly; cell morphogenesis. Gene Ontology annotation, cellular component: adherens junction; apical junction complex; flotillin complex. Lineage: Eukaryota; Metazoa; Chordata; Lepidosauria; Squamata; Candoiidae. The record is from RefSeq and is a predicted model, not a curated record. Bases 54 to 2708 code for a protein of 884 amino acids. Gene Ontology annotation, molecular function: cadherin binding; calcium ion binding. The transcript is spliced from 16 exons.